UCCACGCUAGCGGCAACACCAGCGGCGGGGAGUCCGUCAAAGGUGUUGCCAUGGUGAUGGCUGUGGAGGACAGCAUGGUGCAGGUGGUGGUGCGGGUGCGACCCCCCACCCCUCGGGAGUUGGAGAGUCAGCGGUGGCCUGUGGUUCAAGUCCUGGAUGAACGGGUGCUGGUGUUUGACCCUGAGGAACCUGAUGGGAGCCUCAAAUGGGGUGGUAUCCAUGACGGCCCCAAGAAGAAGGGCAAGGGCCUGACAUUUGUCUUUGACCGGGUCUUUGGUGAGAAGGCCACCCAACAGGACGUGUUUCAGCACACCACAAGCAGAAUCCUGGACAGCUUCCUCCAGGGCUACAACUGCUCAGUGUUUGCCUAUGGGGCUACUGGGGCUGGGAAGACACACACCAUGCUGGGAAAGGAGGGGGACCCUGGCAUCAUGUACCUGACCACCAUGGAACUGUACAAGCGUUUUGAGGCCUUCCAGGAGGAGAAGCAAUUCGAGGUGCUCAUCAGUUAUCUGGAGGUGUACAAUGAACAGAUCCAUGACCUCCUGGAGCCCAAGGGACCCCUAAUCAUCCGCGAGGACCCUGACAAGGGGGUGAUGGUGCAAGGACUUUCUUUCCACCAGCCGACCUCAGCUGAGCAGCUACUGAAGAUGCUGACCAGGGGGAACCACAACCGUACCCAGCACCCCACAGAUGCCAAUGCUACUUCCUCCCGCUCCCAUGCCAUCUUCCAGAUCUUUGUGAAGCAGCAGGACCGAGUCCCAGGACUGACUCAGGCCCUACAGGUGGCCAAGAUGAGCCUGAUUGACCUGGCUGGCUCAGAGCGAGCAUCCAGCACCCAUGCCAAGGGGGAGCGCCUGCGGGAGGGUGCCAACAUCAACCGUUCUCUGCUGGCCCUCAUCAAUGUCCUCAAUGCCCUGGUGGAUGCAAAGGGCCGCAAGUCUCAUGUGCCCUAUCGAGACAGCAAACUGACCCGCCUGCUGAAGGACUCCAUUGGGGGCAACUGCCGCACAGUGAUGAUUGCUGCCAUCAGCCCCUCUAGCCUGUCCUACGAGGACACUUACAACACCCUCAAAUAUGCUGACCGGGCCAAAGAGAUCAGACUCACGCUGAAGAGCAACGUGAUCAGUCUGGACAGUCACAUCAGCCAGUAUGUCACCAUCUGCCAACAGCUCCAGGCUGAGGUGGCCUCCCUAAGGAAGAAGCUUCAAGCGUAUGAGGCAGGAGCCCAGGCCCCACAGCAGGGUCUCCCACAGUCCCCCAAGUUGAGCCCUCAACAGCAACACCUUCCUAGCUCCCCUUUAGUGUCCCGUCCCCGCAGCCAGCCCUGGACCCCAGAACUCCACAUGGGAUCUGGAGAUCUUCAAGAGGGGAGCCUAGGGACAGAGGCCCAGGAACAGAGGGUCAUAGAAGAAAGCUCUUCAGACCAGGAGCAGACCCCAGAGGACAAGGACGAAGACCCUACUGAGGUUCCAACCCAGACACUGGAGCAGAACCUCAGACCCCCACUGUCAGAGUCUGCUGGUUUGACCCCGCAGCCUAAGCCGGUGGCCAGCCACCUAUCACCACAGAACCUGGAUGGGGACCGUUCUAAGCAGUUGGCCCUGCAGGUGCUGUGCCUGGCCCAGAAGCAGUAUUCCCUGCUCCAGGCAGCCAACCUCCUGACUCCUGACAUGAUUACUGAGUUCGAGACCCUGCGGCAGCUGGUGCAAGAGGAGAAAGCCGAGCCUGGGGACAAGACCUCCAGGACUCCUGGCCUGUCUGGGAGGGCCCCUCUGACCCAGGAGCUGUGUUCAGCCUCAAAAUCUCCAGGGUACUGUGGCCCUGUGACCCGAACAAUGGCAAGAAGAUUGAGUGGCCUCAUGCACCCUCUGGGGAUCCCAUCUGAGCCUGAUGGCACCCUAGCCUCAGCAUCCCAACAGCCCACAGAGAAGAAGAAGAAGAAGAAAAGAAAGAGCACAAGCCUCACAGAGCCAGACAGUCCCCUAGCCCCAAAGCUGGCGACCAAGCGCCAGCGCCAGUCUUUCCUACCCUGUCUGAGGAGAGGGUCUCUGCCUAAGGCUCAGCCUUCAUGUGGGCCCAGCACCCCCAAAGGGGCAAGGGCCUCCUCCCCCUGCCAUUCCCCUCGCUUCUGCCCAGCUACAGUCAUCAAAAGCCGGGUGCCCCUGGGCCCUUCUGCUAUGCAAAACUGCUCCACCCCUCUACCUGCUCGUGACCUGAACACCACUUUUGAUCUCUCUGAGGAACCCCCAUCAAAACUCAAUUUCCAUGAAUUUGUUGGCUGGGAGAAUGUCCCCCAGGAACUGAACCGGCUGGACCAGCCCUUCAUUCCCAGUGAACCUGUGCUCCUGCUUACCAUGAAAGGCCCCAAACCAACGUCUUCCCUCCCUGGAAACUCAGCCUGCAAGAAGAAGCGCACCAUGAGUUCCUCAGUCUCCCAGGGCCGCAGCCGCAUCGCCCGCCUCCCCAGCAGCACCUUGAAGAGGCCAUCUGGGCCCCUUGCAAUCCCAGAGCCAUCCUUGAGUCCCCGCUGCCUCAAUGAUCAAAGGACCCAGAAGGAACUGAUUGGGACUGGAGGUGUGCUGUCAGCUGGAAACUGCAUUGCCAAGGUGUCCUGACCUCCAAGCUGUCCAGCUCCUCCAACCCCUCUAGGCUCAAUGCCUUCACUUUGUCCCUGGAGACUCGGACACCAGGAACCCUGACCUUCUUUUCUUACCUUGGAAAAAUUUAUGCCGACGCACCUUUCCUUUAUUUAACACCCGCCCCAACAAUUCAUUCUGCUA
Molecule: messenger RNA, 2783 nt
Organism: Marmota flaviventris (yellow-bellied marmot)
Lineage: Eukaryota; Metazoa; Chordata; Mammalia; Rodentia; Sciuridae
Gene: Kif18b
Product: kinesin family member 18B
Biological process (GO): microtubule-based movement
Molecular function (GO): microtubule motor activity; ATP binding; microtubule binding
Source: RefSeq, a predicted model, not a curated record